This is a messenger RNA of Coregonus clupeaformis (lake whitefish), 1939 nucleotides long. Its product is annotated as zinc finger protein with KRAB and SCAN domains 1. The coding region runs from base 881 to 1939 and encodes 352 amino acids. The transcript has 3 exons. The record is from RefSeq and is a predicted model, not a curated record. Gene Ontology annotation, biological process: regulation of transcription by RNA polymerase II. Gene Ontology annotation, molecular function: RNA polymerase II cis-regulatory region sequence-specific DNA binding; DNA-binding transcription factor activity. NCBI's taxonomy places the organism in Eukaryota, Metazoa, Chordata, Actinopteri, Salmoniformes, Salmonidae.
CUAUUUUAAUAUUUUACUGCAGUGGGCUAAAUCAGGGUCACACAGAGUGUUUCUUGUUAGUCUUAAUUGCUUUAAAGUUUGCGUUCAUCUGCCGGUUUUGGCAAAUUGCUCAAUCAUAAACAGAAACAUUCUAAACAAACUAGUGAAAAUCACCAGAAAACUCAAUGAACACUCCUCUUUGUCACUGUGCUGUUUCAUUGCAUAGGCAAGGGGUUAAUAAAGACACAUGAUGCAAUAUAAAGUGUAUCCAUGUCCUCAAUGAGGAUAGCUUCGUUAGAUUUCUCAUUUCUCUCUAACCUUUCACUCAUGCCAGUGGUUCCCAACCUUUUUCGGUUACUGUACCACCAACUGAAUUUUGCUCUGCUCGGGGUGUACCACUGAAGUAUGGUCUAAUGAGUCUUCUCAAGUACCCCCUGUGGAUGGGUCCUAGUACCCCUGGUUGGGAACCACUGCAAUAUGCCGCUGCUCUCCUCUCAUGUGAUGUCCUUUCUCAGCCUCCGUACUUUGUUUCUUUUCUCCUCGGACGUGAACAGGUCGCGUUUGAAAAGCUAGCGAGCUAAUUACCAGACUACUAAAUACAGGGAAAGGAAACUGUUUCAAUCGAGCUGGUGAGGUGACCUCACAAGAUCUUCUGCUGUUAUGAGACUCCAGUUAUAGAAGACGUGUGAAUAAACACAGCCCACUGGGCACACACUGGUUGAAUCAACGUUGUUUCCACAUCAUUUCAAUGAAAUUACUUUGAACCAACAUGGAAUAGACGUUGAAUUGACGUCUGUGCCCAGUGGGAGGAGAGACACCUCACACUUGUGACAGCUCCAUUCAAUAAGUAGUUGUUAUUAUUGCUAUUUUUACCAAGAAGCAUUCUAACUCAACAGACAAUAUGAGUCAAGAGAAGGGAAAGUUGAUGGAUGAAAUUGAAAAGAGUUUAUGGAAUUUAACUGAGGCCAAUUUACGCUACCUUUGUGAAUGUCAUGGUGAAGAUGCAUCCGAAGUUAAAGGAAUGGAUCACCGCUCAUUGCGGCGUAAAAUCAUGGAAGAAAUGUGGGACAAUACGGAUUCAAUGAAAUCGGAGGAGCAGGGAAUGUCUUGGUUAGUCCAACUGAAAGAGGACAUCAGGAGGAUACUAAAGGAUGCUAGCGGUGCACUAAUGAGUCCCAGCCAAGCCGAUGAUGAUGAUGAUCCUGUAGAUUGCGAUGAAAAAUGGAACGGAGAGGGAGGGGCUGGGUUACCUAGCAACGAGGUGGAGCCCGUGAGUCCCAGCCAGGCUGAUGAUGAUGACGCUGCAGACUGUGACGCGGAGGACACAGAUUGGUUGCCUAGCAAUGGGCUGGAGGCAGAGCCCGUGAGUCCCAACCAGUCCGAUGAUUAUGACGCUGCAGACGGCGUUGAAGAAUUGGACAGGGAGGUCAGGGAUUGGAUGGCUAGCGAUGGGCUGGAGGUGGAGUUAUCUCCAGAGAAGCACACACCAGAGCAGAAAGACAAGUGUCGCCCACCAAAGACCCCGUGUCGUGCCUCUCCUGGUAGCACCUUACUGCGAGGUCUGAAGAGGGUGUCUGUGCAGCUGAUGGACUGCAGGAAAACACCAGGGCAGAAAACCUGCAAGAAAACCCACUCCUGUGCUCAGUGUGGGAAGAGUUUUGCCACAAAAGACAUUCUGGAGCGACAUCUGCUAACUCACACUGGAGAAAAACAGAGAAAUAUAUGCGCUGAAUGUGGAAAAGUAUUCAGUACAUUUUCCAGCCUUACCAGGCAUCUGAAAACUCAUACUGGAGAGAAAUGUCAUAUUUCUGAAUGUCAUAUUUCUGAAACCACAUGCUCUGAAUGCAGAAAGACAUUCAGUACACAUUCCAGUCUUAAGAGACAUCUGCUAACUCACACUGGAGAGAAACCGUACGUUGCCCUCGUUGUAAGAAAGGUUUCAAUGAUCCAGGAAACUUAA